GGUAAAAUAAUUAGGAUCAUAUUGCUCAUGCAAGAACAAAGUGACGUUUGACCAAUUAAAAACAGCAUUAAUUAUAAUUCGAGGAAUAUUUUACCCACAAAUUAAGAGUAACGUGAAAUUUUGUUUGCUACACUUACCACAAAUGGAAGAUAAAAAUGAUGUUAAACUUUAUAUAUAUGAUUUAUCUCAAGGGAUGGCAAAUUUAAUGUCUGCUGCGCUCUUAGGACACCACAUAGAAGGAAUUUGGCACACAGCGGUUGUUGUUUUUGGAAAAGAAUAUUUUUAUGGUGCAACGGGUAUUCAAUUUUGUGAACCGAAAAACACACACAAAAUAGAAGGGGGUACUGUGUUAGGACAACCAUUAAAAAUUGAAAAACUUGGGGAUACUUCUGUACCUUACGGAAUAUUUAAGGAUUAUUUACGUGGAUUAUCGGAUAGUACGUUUAAGGGAUCAAGAUAUAAUCUUUUGCAACAUAAUUGCAAUACUUUCUCUGAAGAUCUAAGUCAAUUUUUAUGUGGAAUUGGAAUACCAAAGUAUAUCAUAGAUUUGCCACAAAAUAUUCUUUCUACUCCAAUAGGACAAGCUUUUUCUCCACUUUUAGAUAGUUUAUAUAACAAUUCUGAACAUUUUGCGUUUGAGCCGCGAGUUGAAUCAGGCAGAGACACGAGUCCGGAUUUAGAAGAUUUGAAUAACCAAAUAGAAGAAGCGCGUCUUCAUUCUUUGGCUUUAGACGAGCAACGAAGAAAAAUUCAAGAAAAGAUUGCAAAAAAAGAAAAAAAGGAAAAAAAGUCUAAAAAACAAAAAAAUUUAUCAACUCCUGACGAUUCGAAUUCAAAUAUGUCAGAGCAAAAUAACGGUUCUGAAAUUCCCCGAAAUGGGAACAAUGGAAAUAUAUCAGAUGAAAUUUUAGAUAACGCUGCUAGAGAAAGUUUUGAAGAAGAAAGAAAGCACCGUGAACCUCCCGUCGUUUUUAAAGAUAUUGAUCCAAAAGUUGAACUAGACGAAUUAGUAAGGUUACUUGAUGGAAAAAUAUCUAAAGAAGAAGAAGGCUCAGUCGAAGAAUUACAUCAAUAUUUAAUUGAAGACGAAGGUAGCUGGACGUUAAGUGAUAAUUUUCUGGUGUUUGUUAAACGAGUACUAGAAGAUCCAUCUUUAGCUCAAGAUUCAAAAGUACGUUUAAUAAGAGUGCUGGCUUGUGCUGCACUUAAAGAUGACAUAGUUUUGUUACUUCAUCAAGAUAGAAGAGAUCAUGUGUUAACGAAUUAUUCACAAGAUAUUGAUAAACAUACGUUGGAGGAACAACAAGCCUGGGGUUUAUUUAUAUGCAAUCUCUUUGAAAAUGUAAGUUCUUCUGAAUGGCUUUUGUAUAUUUCUGAAUGGGCUUAUAAUAAUCAACAAAUAUCUAAUAUACGUGCUACAACUAAAGUUGCUGUCCAUUGUCUACUUGCUGCAGACAAAACUUUACAAGAUAUUGGAAGUAGCAUUAUGCAUAAUUUAGGAAUAAUGGAAGUCAAAACAGUGGUUUUCGAUGAUGUCGCAGUGGAACUUACAAUGGCGAUUCUGCAAUUUUUUAAUUCUAAAGCGGAAGAAGAACAAAUUUUUAGAACGUUAAAAGCUCUUCAUCGUUUUGUAAUGACUUCUCCCGAUGUUGGUCAAUUUGUUCAAAUGAUUGGACCACAUCCUGUUAUAUUCAAAGGAAGCAGUAAAAGAGUAGAUGAACUUGUUACUGAAAUUACUAAAAAGGUGCCAGUUCCCUAAUUUGUUAAAUAUUUUUUGUUUUAAUAUUUGUUGCAUUUUUUAUAACACUGUGUUGAAAAAUGAUUUGAAAAAGCGUAAAAGCUUUUUAAUAAAAGUAUGUGUUUGGGGCGAAA
Molecule: messenger RNA, 1872 nt
Organism: Condylostylus longicornis
Lineage: Eukaryota; Metazoa; Arthropoda; Insecta; Diptera; Dolichopodidae
Exons: 11
Coding region: 143-1759 (538 amino acids)
Biological process (GO): protein modification by small protein removal
Molecular function (GO): peptidase activity
Source: RefSeq, a predicted model, not a curated record